Messenger RNA from Colletotrichum karsti, 1209 nucleotides. RefSeq lists its product as uncharacterized. The transcript has a single exon. Bases 1 to 1209 code for a protein of 402 amino acids. Gene Ontology annotation, molecular function: hydrolase activity. The record is from RefSeq and is a predicted model, not a curated record. Lineage: Eukaryota; Fungi; Ascomycota; Sordariomycetes; Glomerellales; Glomerellaceae.
AUGACGCCGCCCGAAAUUGACGAGAAGAAAUGCCUCGACUUUCUCUCUAAGUUGGUUCAGAUCAAAAGUUAUUCUCAAAGCAAUGGUGAGAUUGAGAUCACCGACUACAUCCACGCUCAGAUGACCCGCAUCGGUCUCGAGUCCGCCAUCUACCCCUUCGACGAAGGAAAGCGACAGAAUGCCGUGGGCAUCUGGAAGGGCACCGGGCAAAGCAAAUCGACCGCAAAGACGCUGCUGUUCAACGGACAUCUCGACACGAACCCAGUCUCCGCGGGUUGGACCGUCGAUCCCUGGGAGGGUAAGGUCGACGAAGGGUUUAUCUACGGUAUCGGCGUGAGCAAUAUGAAGUCCGGAUGCGCCGCCUACUUCUGCGCCGUCGAAACCCUCAAAGCAGCCGGGUGGACUCCUUCUGCCGAUGUCACACUGACGUACGUAGUCGGAGAGCUGCAAGGGGGCGUAGGGACCAAAGCCCUGAUCGACCAGGGACGUAUUGCCGCCGACUACUUCAUCAACUGCGAGCCGAGCGAUAUCCGGUCCAUUACCAUGCAUGCCGAGUCUCUCGUCUUCGAGAUUCAGCUCCUGGGCGUGACGAGGCACAUGUCGGCGCGAGAGGAGGCCGCCGACGCCAUUCUAGCCGCCUGCGAGCUGAUUCCCAUCCUGUCGAAGAUGCGCUUCCGGAACGCGCGCACGGAAGAACACGCCAAAUGCAAUCGCUGUAACGUCGGCGUCGUGCAUGGGGCUCUGGGGAAAGACCUCAUUGAGUGGCGGCCCCCGCAGGUCGCCGACUACGCCAAGAUAUUGGGUAGUGCGAGAUAUGCCCCGGGCCAGAGUCGCGCGAGCGUUAUCUCGGACAUAUGCGACGUGGUGGAAGGCGUUGUCCGCAAAUACCCAGGAAUGAGUUUCGAGUUCAAGGAGGACUCGCGGCCGACUAUGCCGGCGUUUGAAGUGUCUAAAACAUCGCCAAUCGUCAAGGCUGUUAGUAAAGCGUACCACGAUGUACGUAACGAGCCACAAGCCGUUGGCGUUCUCUCUCCAACGUGCUUUUAUGGCUCGGACAGUGGGUUCUUGUAUAAGAUGUUGGGUAUGGAGGGUGUGGUUUGCGGGCCUGGUGGCAGAUACAACACCCGUCCCGACGAGAAGGUCGAUAUCGCGGAUUAUUUAGAUUGUGUCCGAAUGUUUAUUAGAGUCAUUAUGGAAAUCUGCGGCUAG